This is a messenger RNA of Physella acuta, 1234 nucleotides long. RefSeq names its product mucin-22. The record is from RefSeq and is a predicted model, not a curated record. NCBI's taxonomy places the organism in Eukaryota, Metazoa, Mollusca, Gastropoda, Physidae.
GUGAGGCCUUGCCUGCAGACUUAAAUUUGAAAAGUCUACUUGUAAGCUUUGCCACUGAAGAGAAGUAAGAUGAAGUUCGUGUUGAAAUGUGGACUUAUGCUGAUAUCGCUCGUCUUGGCGAUUGGUUUGGCUUCAACAAUGGACCCUCUGUACUCAACGAGUACAACAAACUCGCCCAAAACUGGAGCAGAGAGUACCAGCUCACCCAAAACUGGAGCAGAGAGUACCAGCUCACCCAAAACUGGAGCAGAGAGUACCAGCUCGCCCAAAACUGGAGCAGAGAGUACCAGCUCACCCAAAACUGGAGCAGAGAGUACCAGCUCACCCAAAACUGGAGCAGAGAGUACCAGCUCACCCAAAACUGGAGCAGAGAGUACCAGCUCACCCAAAACUGGAGCAGAGAGUACCAGCUCACCCAAAACUGGAGCAGAGAGUACCAGCUCGCCCAAAACUGGAGCAGAGAGUACCAGCUCACCCAAAACUGGAGCAGAGAGUACCAGCUCACCCAAAACUGGAGCAGAGAGUACCAGCUCACCCAAAACUGGAGCAGAGAGUACCAGCUCACCCAAAACUGGAGCAGAGAGUACCAGCUCACCCAAAACUGGAGCAGAGAGUACCAGCUCACCCAAAACUGGAGCAGAGAGUACCAGCUCACCCAAAACUGGAGCAGAGAGUACCAGCUCACCCAAAACUGGAGCAGAGAGUACCAGCUCACCCAAAACUGGAGCAGAGAGUACCAGCUCACCCAAAACUGGAGCAGAGAGUACCAGCUCGCCCAAAACUGGAGCAGAGAGUACCAGCUCGCCCAAAACUGGAGCAGAGAGUACCAGCUCGCCCAAAACUGGAGCAGCGAGGACAACAGCUCGCUUGCCUACAACAACAAAAUACAAUGCAGGCGGCCUGCUGCGACCAACUAAACCCAUGUUGCUCCUGUUGCUGGCUGUCGUGCGUUACUUUUUGCUGAAUUAAUAAUGAAACUGAUUUUUGCAAAGGAAUUUUUUUUUAUUUACUUUUCAGAGCUUAGAAUAAACCACUGUUUGUACGGAAAUCGUCCCUAGGUAAAUGAUGUCCAAACAGCUGUUUUGUUCCACUUCAUCUAAAUCUUUAAAAAAAAUUUAACUUUAGGAAUACGAAACAAAACAAGAAAUUUUUCCAAAGUUCAUGAUGUCACUUUUUUUUACAUCGUUUUAUUAUUAUAUGCCUUAGUUUUUAAUAAUUAGUUGCUUUUUUUUCA